Molecule: messenger RNA, 1565 nt
Organism: Dicentrarchus labrax (European seabass)
Lineage: Eukaryota; Metazoa; Chordata; Actinopteri; Moronidae
Product: guanine nucleotide-binding protein G(I)/G(S)/G(O) subunit gamma-2
Exons: 4
Coding region: 369-584 (71 amino acids)
Biological process (GO): G protein-coupled receptor signaling pathway
Cellular component (GO): heterotrimeric G-protein complex
Molecular function (GO): G-protein beta-subunit binding
Source: RefSeq, a predicted model, not a curated record
CAGCAGCAGCGAGGAGGGAGGCAAGGGAGGAUCUCAGCUGGAGCAGAGAGGGGAGAGGCAUACAGAGAGAGGAGCGUGUGUUGUGUGGAUGUACUCGCCUGCCUCGCUGACUGACUGACUGUGUGUGUGUGUGUGUGUGUGUGUGUUUGUGUGUGUGACAGACAGACAGAGAGAGAGAGACAGGGGAGAACGCGUGGAUACUACUCCACAGGACUGGAUGUGUUUGGCAUCACGGACGACCACACACACAAAAAAACAGAGAGCGAGGCAGACGCACACUGCUGACUGAACUGCAGGCAGACACUGGGGCAGAGUGCGGAGGAGUAAGCAGACAAGGCAGAGGACACGAGACCUGACUGACAGCGCCCAUGGCGAGCAAUAACACGGCCAGCAUCGCACAAGCCAGGAAGCUGGUGGAACAGCUGAAGAUGGAAGCCAACAUCGACAGGAUAAAGGUGUCCAAAGCGGCGGCAGACUUAAUGUCGUACUGCGAAGCUCAUGCCAAAGAGGACCCUCUGUUAUCGCCGGUGCCAGCGUCGGAGAACCCGUUCAGGGAGAAGAAGUUCUUCUGUGCCAUCCUGUAAACUCGGCAUGGCCCUUCAGCAGUCUGCUCAGUGUGGGACUUUGAACGUGGACGUUCAAAAUACGUAGAAAAUCUUCUAGUCGGAGGGCAUGGCGAUUAUUGCCCACCCCCCUUUCUCGAAUGGCACCUAGAGAGUGCGAAAAUUUAAAAACCCACAGAGUUUACAUGUAACUAUUAAAGGGGUUGUGAUUGCUUUUUUUAGAGGGGGUGUUGCAGCAUGUUGAAGGGGGGUCUGUGCUUUUAGAUGACGCAAAAGGGGGAUGAUGAUUAUGAUGAUGAGGAGUACGAUGAUAAACCCAGAGACGUGACGGACAACCAGUCAACCUACCGAGUCUUCAGGUUGUGAUGUGUACAAAACAAAAACAAACAAAAAAAAAUAUAUAGAUAAAAUGAGAAUAUAAAUAUUUUGUGGUUCUUUUUGGGACUUCCAAAUGUUCUGUUAAAUGGUUUUCGUGGUCGGGUCGAGCAUCGUAGGACAGCAAACACACAUACGCCUACCACUAGACGCCACCUGAUUAUUGGAAUGAUUUCUUUUUUUAAGUUGUUGUUUAUGUUUAUUUCAACUAAACCUUUCACCUAGAUAUCUUUCUAUAACUGUACGUGAUUACUGAAACUGCUCAUUUUCUUACAACAGGUUAGUGAAAGCUUUUUUAAUGGGAUGUUUGAAACAUUCGACUCUGUGAUUCUCUUUGCAAAAUACCGGUCUGAAAAAAAAUCAGUCUCUGUGUAUCAACAUCUAUCUGGCAAAUGUGAUGCAGUUUGUCUCCUUCAGAUACAAACCCUCUUUCUACUAUUUGUAUAAAAUGACUAGCAAGUAAACUGUGCUGUGCUGUGAGUUGCUGAAUGUUUGUGUUUGUAUCAUUAACUAUUGCAUGAAGUGGACAGACGGUCUUCUCUAUUUUCCUUUCAUGUCGAGAUUGUAUGAAACGAGGGCGGCCUCCAUCUGGAAGUGCCAAAACAUAUUAAAACAAGAAUGAUUCAA